Molecule: messenger RNA, 5220 nt
Organism: Polyodon spathula (Mississippi paddlefish)
Lineage: Eukaryota; Metazoa; Chordata; Actinopteri; Acipenseriformes; Polyodontidae
Product: zinc finger protein 644-like
Exons: 7
Coding region: 113-4183 (1356 amino acids)
Biological process (GO): regulation of transcription by RNA polymerase II
Cellular component (GO): nucleus
Molecular function (GO): RNA polymerase II cis-regulatory region sequence-specific DNA binding; DNA-binding transcription factor activity, RNA polymerase II-specific
Source: RefSeq, a predicted model, not a curated record
GUCACUGAGCAUCCCUCAAAGAUGAAUGGGUUAGCCUGCAGAAGAGCAAGCAAAAUGGCGGCUGUGAAAUGGAUGGAGGACGAUAGCGAACAGUAAUCAGGUGUAACGGUUAAUGUACAUACUGUUCACGUUUUUUCCGAAAGGCAAAGGUGAGGUUUCAGAUGAGAACAAGAAACACUUUUUUUGUCAGUGGACUGAACAAACUGUAAGAAUGGCUGAUUUGAAGGAGAAUGCAGGUGCUAAUGAGGAGACCAAUUAUGACUGUGUUAGUGACCGUCCGAAUGCAAAACCAACAUCAUUAAAGAGUCAGGCAUCAUCAAGGAAGAACAAUACUUCAAGUCUGCCUGAACAGCUGUCUGGGGACAGUUAUGAAAAAGCCUUAAAUGGAGCCCAGCCAUCUCUAUUUGUACAUAGUGGUGUUCCUGCUGUUUCUAUUGAAGACCUCACCUUGCCUAAAGGAACUGUUGUUAAUGGACCUGUUUCACACUCCACCUCGGAUAAGCUUUGUGUCCUGAAGAAAGGCAGUGUUUCAUUAAGUGCUGCCCAACCCUCAGAGCAGCCUGCUAAAGUUUCAAGCCCUCAGGUUUCACAGAGAGUUCAUGAGCUUAAGGUUCCUACUCCGCAAGCAGCUCAGAAAACAACACAGCAGCCAUUGAUGUUUUUUGUCCCCAACAUAGUGCCUGUUCAAACUCUGAGUGGUGCCAACAUACAACUACCUAGUGUAGCUGCCACCGAGUCUGAGGUGGAAAAGACAAGUGGAGAUGAGGAAAAAGCAGAGGAAAGACCCAUCAGUGAAACAAAGAAAAGUGAAGAGAUUAAAAUAAGGAAUACCAGAAAAGUGGAAUAUGCAGUGGUUUCUUCAGAAAGCUCCUCGGAUGAAUUUGACAGUGACCAUGACCUCAACUGGGAUCCUCAGAAAGAGUUUAUGCAGUUCCUGUUGGAUGGUAACGAUCAAGAUUUGGAGGAGGUAGAUGUAGCCCCCCAACCUACAGGUGAAAGGAGACGAAAGCGCAAGAUGGAUAUAAUCGAGAUGGAAGACCUUUCUGAAAAUGACUAUUCUGAUGUACAUUAUCCAUCCAAAAAAUCGAAAGUGGUGGAUGUUUUCAAAUACGAGCCAAGUUCUGCCAACCAUGUUUCGAUUAACAAAGUACACACCUAUAAAAAAAAGCCUGCAGUGCAAACAUCCGUGGAUUCUCGAACAAACUUCCCCUGUGAGACAGUGGAGGCGAUCAAGCAGUUUAUUUUCAGCUCGCCAGCAAAGAAAUGGCAUGAUGGAAAUAACACUGUUAAGACUGACAAGUUUCCUUUUGUGGGAAACAAGUUUUCAAAGAAAAAGACUGCGCCAUCACCAGUCUUAGGUGCUGAACAAGAACCGUCGUUUUACCCGUGCACAAAAUGCAAUGUUAACUUUAAGGAGAAGAAGCACUUGCACAGACACAUGAUGUACCAUUUAGAUGGGAGCACCCAGUUUCGGCACGUGGAUGUUCCAAGGCCCUUUAUAUGCAAAGAAUGUGGACGCUCUUUUCGUGAUCGCAACUCUCUACUGAAACACAUGGUUAUCCAUCAGGAGAGGAGAGAGAAGUUGAUGGAGGAAAUCAAAGGUCUAAAAGAACUGCAGGAUGAAGGCAGGAAUGCAAGAUUGCAGUGCCCACAGUGUGUAUUUGGAACCAAUUGCCCCAAAACAUUUGUUCAGCACGCUAAAACACAUCAAAAAGAUAAAAGGUACUACUGCUGUGAGGAGUGUAACUUCAUGGCAGUAACCGAACAUGAACUGGAGUGCCACCAAGUUGAUGCCCAUGCUGCUACAGUGAAGCCCACGUACAUAAUUAUACAAAGUCCGCAGACCAAAGGUGAGAAAAAUGUAACUGCGAAGUACGAUUUGCACAGUUCUCUUAAAAAAUCAACAACGUACACUUGUAAAAUAUGCCCUUUCAACACAUCAAGAGAAAAUGUCCUUAAAAAACAUGUUGAGUAUGUACAUCAGCAGCAAAACUGUGAAACGUCUAGAGCUGCCAUUGAGCAGCAGAAAUCUGUAAGUGAAUUCAAGAAAGCAGGUACCUACAGACUGCAGACGAGUCCGAAGUACGGUUUGGAGACACACAUUUUCAGAAAGGUGCCCGAAAAGCCAUCUUCGUCUGGUAGUUUUUCAGGACUCCUUAGAAAGAAUUUAAAUAGACAGAAAGCAAGGAAAGGGGCAAUCAACUCAUUGGCAGCUAAAUUGAGUCAAAGCAAUUCUAAAUCAUCUUAUUUACAAGGGACUGACAAGCAAAACAAGCUAUUCGUCCAUCAGCAAGCUGGAGAAAGUGAUGUGACAACAGGGUGUCUUUACAGAGAUGCAGAAGAAAACUACAGUGAGAGAGAGCCACAAUAUUCAAACUUGUUUCCAUUAAACCAUAAAAAGCGAAAUUCUAAGCCGAGCUACGCUAAGCUGCUUGUUUCAAAUGAAGAAGAAUCCAGUAGUUUCUUACCCGGUUUUGAUUCUGAUCAGAGCGUAGGGGAAAAUAAGGACUUGGUCAGCAGGAAUUUAAAAGAAAGAAGUUAUGUAGGAGGAGAUGUUUUGAAUUCUGAUGAUCAGUAUCCAGAUGCUCUUCAGAAAAAAACUGCUGUGGUUUUACAGAAAUUAAACCUACGUGUGAAGGAGGAGAGUGAUGAUUAUUAUUAUGAUGAUCCAGCAGAAGACAGCUUUGAAGACACGUAUGACUUCAGUGACUAUACAAGUGAAGCUACAGCCAAUUUUCUAGACUGCAGUGAAAAUGAGCAAAACCCUUACGCUAGGAACUACUUUAUCCGUAGGCAGCGGAGUCCAGUGAAAGGAGAUCGGAGUUUGGAUAACCGCUCCGUCAGUAAUGCCCAUGAGAACGAUAGCGAAACAAUACACAUGUUUAAAGUGAAGGAGGAAUGUAUUGAAACAGAAGUUUGCUCAGAAACUCAAGAAUCUGGUUUGGUGCCGCACAAUGGUUCCUUUUCAGAUUUGGAUUUGACACCGUUAUCUGUUGAGAGUAAAUCCUGCCCUUACUGCCCUGCUGUUUUUGAGUCUGGUGUUGGCUUGUCCAAUCACGUCCGAGGGCAUCUUCACAGAGUGGGUCUGAACUAUAACGCAAGGCAUGCUGUUUCGCCUGAACAGGUAGCAUCACAAGACAGAAAGCCACGCAUCCGAAGAAAGAUAGGCACUAUAAGGCGAAUUAAAAAAGCGGAGAAGUCUGAGUCACAAACUGAACACACAUGUCCUUUAUGUGGAGGAUGGUUUGACACAAAGACUGGACUGUCCAAUCAUAUCCGAGGUCAUUUAAGAAGGAUCGGUCAUCCAAAACAAAGUGCGAGUAAAUCCCCUGUAUGUAUUCUAAAUGAGAUUAUGCAAGACAAAGAAGAAUAUAAAAACAUAGUCAAGAUUCUGAACAAAAAACAGUUUUUAUCGAGACCAUACGUUUCUCAAAAGUUUGCCACCAGUGACGGCCUGUUCCUGUCACCCACUGGAAUACCAGUUAAAAUUCAGCACGCCAAUCAGGAAACAAAACCAUGGGGUAUAUCUGCAUCUCAGCAUGAAGAGCAGAGUCUGGAAAACAAACCGAAUGAGGCAAAACAAGUCAAAAGCUCUCCUUCAAGUUCACUAAUUGAGCUUCUGAAGAAGAAAAUGGAAGAGGAAAGGGACAUGAACCAGAACCUCUCCCACACAGCGAGAAAGCGACUCUCUGGGUCUCCUUCCAAAGAGAAUGUUGUAGCCCAUCAUCAUCCACUGAAGGUGGAUCUAAACUGGCAACCAGAAAAAGGUGAACUUAAUAAGAAAAUCUGUGUGCAUUGCAACACAACGUUUCCUAGUGCAGUUAGUCUGUCAAACCACGUGCGAGCUUAUGCACGGAGGAAAAGAGCCGCACUUCUGGAUGGAACAACUUAUGACUGCAAACAGAGGAAGCCCAGAUCGAGGCCUGGAACAAAGAAAAAGAUGUAUCCAUUACCUCACACAGCUGAUGAAACAUACAGACUAACUUGCAGGUUCUGUGACCUAGUCUUCCAAGGUCCGCUGUCUGUCCAGGAGGAUUGGAUCAAACACUUACAACGGCACAUAAUGAACGCAAGUGUCCCACGAACUGGUGCUGGCAUGGUGGAGGUGGCAUUGCCACCCAAAGAGGUGUCUUCAGUACCCGAACAUGCAGCUCCUUUACUGGUGCCACAGACAGCCUUGUGAUUUAAAGCAAAGCUAAAAAAAAAAAAAAAUGUUAUGAUUCAAAAGAUACCGAAUAUAUAUUUUAUAAUGCAUACCCACUGUACCAUCCCCUUUUUUAUAUCAACAUCUUUCUAUCAUUCAUAAAAAUAAAAGAGUCAGAUUAAAUACAAUAAUAACUUGGUCUCGAGUCUAAACUCUCCCAUCACUUCUGUAUUGCUGGGUAUUUUUCACUGAAUUUUAGCAGGGUUCGAAACACAAUUUAAGGAUAGUCAUUGAUACAAUGUUUUUCUUUCCAAUGGUACAUCUAAUUCACCAUGUGAAUCCACUACCAAAAGAACAACCCAUACCUCAAAUCAUAUUCUGUGCGUAGCCAGUUCUAGAAAAUACUGUUGGUAUCUAGUAGAUCAGUUCUGCAUGUACUGUAAACAGCCUUACACUAAAAACGGUUUAGAUGGAAUGAUAGUAUUUUCAUACCAGGCUAACAGUAUUAAACAUUACCUGUAGAGAUCACUGUAAAUGCUUUGAAAUAUUUUCAGAAAAUAAUCUUUACAAUAAUUUCAGAUGGGUGCCACACCCACCAGAACCAGGGUGACUGUUAUUGGUUAUCUAAUUUUAACUUAACUAUCUGUAAAACAAACAUGCAGUGUGAACAUUUCAGUUGUUUUUCUAGUUAACUGGUUUCCAGUAGUGUUUUAUGCAAUGAAAAAUCUGUUAAACGUAAAUUCUGUUUUACAUGUGAGAUCCUUUGUAAAUAUAAAACUUGGGAGGACUGUUUUUUCCAAAAAAUGCUAAUAAAAAAAAAAAAAUAUAUAUAUAUAUAUAUAUAUAUAUUAAAUAAAAAAAACUGGAAUUAAAACUUUGAGACCGUUUUUCUGAAAGUUUCAGUUUUAUAAAAAUGAAACAUUCAAGCCUAUUAAUAAUUGAUACAAUAAGCUUGUCUUAUUCCAUUGUUCAAGAACAUAGUUGUUAUUAUUAAGAGCCCUAAUGUAAAACUACCUUAUUUAAACUUAUUAACUGUGUCAGGGUGUGUGCUGAGAAUCUUCUGCAGAAGCUUUUUU